CCUAGACUAAUGAGAUUUAAAAAAUGGGCUGAUCAUCAAAUGCCCAGCCCUCCUCCAGUACAAGGCAGUUAUAUUAGUACAGCAACAGUUUCCAUACAUGACAGAGAGGACAGGACUGCUCAUUAAUCUCUCACAGUCAUGAUACCCACAGGUUUCCUCUUUCUGCUCCUCCUCACAGGUGGAAAUCCCUCAAGUUUAGAGCCACUGGAGUUUCUUGAUGCUCAACAAAAGUCCAAUCACAGCUUUGAGGAAUUGCCAGGUGGAAAUACCUCUAGUUUUGAGGUACCAGAGCUUCUUGAUGAUCAACAGAAGUCCAAUCACAGCUUUGAAGAAAUGCCAGGUGGAAAUACCAGUUUAGAGCUACCAGAGCUUCGUUAUGGUCAACAGUCCAAUGACAAAGACGACUGGCCUUGGAACUCGGAAAACUGCAGUUAUCAUCAUUUUUUAAACUACCUGAACCUGUCCGAAAACAAGAAUCUGUACUCCAUGUUACGGCCUGUUAGACACCACAAAAUAACAACAGAACUAUACCUCAAAAUGGUAAUCUAUGCCAUCCUAGAUGUGAGAGAAAAGGACCAGGCUUUUGUUCCUUACAUAUGGAUUUAUUUGAGUUGGCAUAAUCAUCACAUUCAGUGGGAUCCAACAGAAUUUUGUGGACUUGAAAGUGUAGAAGUUCCCACUGAACUAAUGUGGAAGCCAGAUAUAAAUAUCGAAGAAAUGACAGAGAGAGACAAGACCACUCCAGCUCCUUUUAUGACUGUUAAUUACGACGGCAUGGUUGAACUUAGAAAUGACUUGGUGGUGGUCAGCACUUGCAGGAUGCGUGUUUACCAGUUCCCCUUCGACAAGCAAAGUUGCACUCUCUCAUUCAAGUCUGUCAUAUACUCUGAUGAAGAAAUAUGGCUGUACGCCAUCACCAACUCUUCAAAGAUUACUGAGUGGUCUUGUCAAGCGAUGCGGACGCAAUACGAGUGGCUGUUCAUCAACAUGACAGUCACUAGAAAAACUGUCAACUAUUUUAACUUCAACCAAAGCAUGAUCGUUUACACUAUCACUAUGAGGAGGAGGUCAGCCCUCUACAUCAUCAACUUUAUACUACCUGUUCUGUUCUUCUUGGGUCUGGACUUGGCCUCCUUCUUGAUCUCACACAGCGGAGGUGAGAAGUUGAGCUUCAAGGUCACUGUGCUGCUCGCUGUCACUGUGAUGCAGCUUAUUCUGAAUGAAAUCCUGCCUGCCUCGUCAAACAGGAUCCCACUCAUAGCGAUCUACUGCAUCGGGAUUUUUGCUCUGAUGUUGGUCAGCCUCCUGGAGACAAUUUUUGUGAUGUACCUGAUGAAGAAAGACAACGAGACAGACAGAGACCAAGCCCUGAAUGUGAGGAAACAUGCUUGCUGUGCAUUUUGCUGUGCUGCUGAAACUCCAUCUCAAGUGCUCUCUGUAGCUGAAGAGCACAACAGCGGCCAGCUGACGGUGGUAUCCCACUAUUUGGAGAAGGACUCAGAUGAGCUGAGGCAGAUGGAGAAAACACAGACUCUGAUCAGCAGCAACAGCAGCACCACCAGCAGGAAUGAAGAAGAGAAGCCUGGCUACUGGACCAGAAUGGCUAAAAAAAUCAACAAAGUUUUCUUCAUUUUUUACGUCACAGUGGUCAGUGUGUUUUUAUUUUCGGUCUUUUCCAUGUGGAACAUUACAGAAGCCACUGGAAAAAACAAAAAAUACUGCUCUAUUUAACCUGUAGUUCAUCUCCACCUGGGGUUCAACAAUGAAUCAAAAUAUUAUUGAAAGCCCAACAUGGCCAAGUGCAAUAUCCAAAUCUCAGGAACUGCAGCCAGCCAUUAUAAAUGAAGCAUUGUGAUGCGACAGAGACACCCCGACCCACAAAUCACGUUCUCCAGAUGCUUGUUUGGGUCAGACCCCAGCAGAAGUCACAUCGUCAUCUUUGAAAUUUGAAAUGAAAAUGAAAUACUCACUCACUCACUCAAUAUGAAUCACUAAAAUUGUGAUUCAUAUUGCUAUAUCUAUCAAAACAGUCACAAUUAAUUAAUUAAUUAAUUAAUUAAUUUCAUAUUGUUCAGCCCUGCUCUUGACUAAAGAAAAUAAUUACCAGUUGUUUCCUUACAUGUAUACAGGCCACUUCUAGCUUUAGCCAGCCAGAUAAGUAAAUGUUAUUAGCAGUUUAGAUAUAUGUAGUCCUUCAGCAGUGUUGUUUGCAUGUUUUACACACUCACUCUAAAUAUUAGCCUAUUAGUCUGGAUACGUUAUGAAGUUCUAGUAAUAUAUGUACCUCUGAUAUGUAAUGUGUACAAUUCUAAUGUUACAUACAUCACAGAAUAUAUUCAAAAAUCGAAGUGUAGCUCUUUAAGAUUUGUAUCAAGUUACUCUAAUGUCUGCUGUUACAGUGUAUUUGUUUGCCCAUCCAUUACACUAAGCAUGAGGCAACGGUAGGUUAAGUAGUUUCAUGUUGUCUUUUAUGGGGUUUUUCCGCUUCUAUAGUACAUCAGCAUUUAUGAUACUUUAUGUACUCAGAUGAUGGAAUAAUAAGUCCUGUCGCCUGGUUCUGAAAACAUGUUAGUCAUAUGUUUACUGCUGAAAUACACAAUAAAUACAGACCUUUUACUCUC
Messenger RNA from Lates calcarifer (barramundi perch), 2621 nucleotides. RefSeq names its product 5-hydroxytryptamine receptor 3C. The coding region runs from base 139 to 1731 and encodes 530 amino acids. The transcript has 13 exons. The record is from RefSeq and is a predicted model, not a curated record. Gene Ontology annotation, molecular function: neurotransmitter receptor activity; extracellular ligand-gated monoatomic ion channel activity; transmembrane signaling receptor activity. NCBI's taxonomy places the organism in Eukaryota, Metazoa, Chordata, Actinopteri, Centropomidae. Gene Ontology annotation, cellular component: neuron projection; synapse; membrane. Gene Ontology annotation, biological process: signal transduction; nervous system process; monoatomic ion transmembrane transport.